AUGAAACCUUCUCAUUUCUAAAUACAUGGUUUAAUAGGUAAAGGAUCCUUUGGAGAAGUAUAUUUAGUGGAAAAAAAAGAAAAUUAAAUGCUAUAUGCAAUGAAAGUUUUACAUAAAUCAAAAAUUAUAAAUCAUAAUUUAACUAAAUAUGCUAUUACAGAAAGAAAUGUUAUGUCAUUAACUAAUCAUCCUUUUAUAGUUAAAUUAAAUUACGCUUUUUAGACAAACGAUAAACUUUUUUUAAUAAUGGAUUAUUGUCCAGGUGGUGAUUUAGGUGAGCAUCUUUAAAAAGAGAAAUAAUUUUCUGAAAACAUAGUUAAAAUUUAUCUUUCAGAAACUAUUUUAGCAUUAGAAAAUUUACAUAAAAGAGAUGUUAUUUUUAGAGAUUUAAAACCAGAUAAUAUUGUUUUAGAUUAAGAAGGGCAUAUAAGAUUAACUGAUUUUGGACUAUCAAAAGAAGGUGUUUUGGAUCAUUCUUCUGGUGCGAGAUCUUUUUGUGGAUCUGUAGCUUAUUUAGCUCCUGAAAUUUUAAAAAGGUCAGGUCAUGGAAAAGCUGUAGAUUGGUAUUUAUUAGGAGUUGUUAUGUAUGAACUUUUAGUAGGGAUACCACCUUAUUAUGCUAAUAAUAAAGAUGAUCUUUUUGAAAAUAUAGAAAAAGCUCCGCUAAAAAUACCUAAUUUUAUAUCAAAUGAGGCUAAAUCAUUAUUAAAAUCUCUUUUAUAAAGAAACCCGGCUAAAAGAUUAGGUUCAGGAAGUUAAGAUGCAGAAGAAAUAAAAAGUCAUCCAUUUUUUCAAGAUAUAAACUGGGAUGAUGUUUAUUAAAAAAAAUUAAAUCCUCCAAAUCCUAAAAGAAAGCUAAGAAUUAAAACAAUUAUAGAUGAUAAUAUUUUUAAAGAAGAUGAAGAUUAUAUUGAAACUUAAAAUUAUAUAGCCGGAUGGUCAUUUGCAUGUCCUUGA
This is a messenger RNA of Ichthyophthirius multifiliis, 957 nucleotides long. RefSeq names its product protein kinase domain protein. The record is from RefSeq and is a predicted model, not a curated record. Gene Ontology annotation, biological process: protein phosphorylation. Gene Ontology annotation, molecular function: protein serine/threonine kinase activity; ATP binding. NCBI's taxonomy places the organism in Eukaryota, Ciliophora, Oligohymenophorea, Hymenostomatida. The transcript is spliced from 4 exons.